Messenger RNA from Cucurbita pepo subsp. pepo (vegetable marrow), 615 nucleotides. Lineage: Eukaryota; Viridiplantae; Streptophyta; Magnoliopsida; Cucurbitales; Cucurbitaceae. The record is from RefSeq and is a predicted model, not a curated record.
AUGGAGCAAAACGCUACAGAUAGAAAGACCAGGAGGAGUAAAAUCCCGGAAAUGGAAUUGAGCUUCGAAGGGCUGUUCGGGUUGCUGAAGCUGUGUAGAUUCAGAGAUGGGAGCGGGAAAGACGGGAGAAAGUCUUUGAUUCUAUACUUUUCCCAGUUCCGUUGCUACGCGGGCUUUACUAGAGUUUAUGUCUAUACAAACACUGAUAAGAAACUGAAAAAUGUUUACUGUUUGAAUCAACAGGUGAAGAAACAGAUUGAGACGCACAGUAGGCAAGGAUUUUCAAAUCUACCAAUCUGCAUGGCAAAAACACAAUACUCCUCACAUGACGCUGCAGAGAAGGGAGCGCCGAGCGGAUUCAAGUUGCCCAUAAGGGACGUGAGGGCUAGCAUUGGUGCUGGCUUCACUUACCCUUUGGUGGGAACCAUGAGUACAAUGCUAGGACUCCCUACAAGACCUUAUGCUUUAUACACUAUAUUUCUUUUUGGACCUGUAACAAUUUUGUCUAGUAUAAACUAUCAUGCACAACUCAAGACGAAUUCAAAUCAAAGUCACGUAUGGAUAAUAAAAGUUCGGGACAGUUACUUUUAUGGUCAAGGUUCGAUUUAUCCCUGA